UUGAAGUGUUUAAACAAAAACUAUUUGUUUUAGUUGGUUUUUAAACCAAAAAAAAACAAGGAUUAUUUUCUUUUUUGCCACAGUUAAGGAUUGGUUUGGAUAAAUCUUUAAACUAAAACAAUGCAUUUCAAUUAUUUCCUACUAGUCUCCUUGGCAUGUUUUGUGGGCUACAGUCAGACGGCCGCCACUACAAGCGUUACAGCCUCAGCUACCACUGCCAAGCCACAAGGCUUUCAAUCACGUUCCAUAGAUGCCGCCAGCGAAGAUGAAGGCGAUGAUGUUUUUGAAACUCAGGCACAAACACAUUUGACCUACAGACAGCAGCAGCAACACUAUCUGCAACAACAGCAACAUCAGACACAACAACAACAACCGCUUUACGAUUACAGUCAGUCGGAGGAAGAACAAGAGGAGCCCCCUCGGCAACAAUAUCAAACACGUAAGCAGCAGCAACAAAAUUAUCAGAGCAGCGUAAAAGCAAAUUCUAAACAGAAACAGUCAAGCGAAGAAGAGACUGAGGAGGAGGAAGAGGAGCCCGAUAGGCUGUCACUGUUGUUGGCACAAUCGAAAUUUGCUUGCAAUGGAAAAACUACUGGUUACUACGCUGAUGAUACACUCAACUGCGAAGUCUUCCAUUAUUGUCAGGAAAAUCAACGUCACUCUUGGAUCUGUCCUGAAGGUUUCACCUUCCAUCAAAUCCAUUUGAUUUGUAUGCCACCCUCCAAUGAUAACAUUUGCCAACAAUCAGCCAAAUAUCAUAUUGUCAAUGAGUAUCUGUAUAAACCUGUCAAUUUGCAAGAACAUCAAAGUAAACCCAAUGUAACAUUGCGUUAUUCCGAACGUUAUUAUCCCGAGAGCUAUUAUGACAAUGAUCGUUAUGAAGAUGAGGAGGAAGCACCCAAACCACGUGUGCAGCAUCAUAGACAACCACUCCAAGUUGGAUUCCACCAACAGCAGCAACAACAGCAACAGCCACAAUAUCAACGAUCACAAUCUGUGCCACAGCAACAACAACAGGUACGUCAUCAACCUGUGCAACAGAUCUCGCAACCCCAACAAACCACAGUCUAUCGUAAACCACUGCCAGUAACCACCAUUCAACCUCAAAUCCAACCACAAAUCCAACAGAUACGCAAUCAAGCGCCAGCACCCACUGUAACACCAUCGCCCUAUCGUUACUUUACCGCUGCACCACAAUUGCAACACUUGCAACAGAAUCAACAGCAGGUGUAUCGUUCACCCGAAGAGAUUAACAUUUCCCUGCAACAGAGACGUCCUCAGAUCUUCAUAGCCAGCACAACACCGCGCUACUACGAGGAUGAGUAUUUGUAUGAGAGAAAGUAAAUGCUAGUGUGAGAGCAUAGAGGAGAGCAAAUGCCUUGCUUAACCUUUAAAAAUCUAUUUUAGUUUUCAUUUCAAAUAAAUUCUCUCCUCAUUUGAACUAAUUCCAUAAACAUAUUUGUAACUUUCAAAAAUAUUUAAUUUUUAUUUAAACAUUCUAAUUAGAUUUUUUUUAAUAUAUAUUUUGCUUGUAGAACGAAGAAUACUUUGCAAUUUUAUUGUUUAUAUACUUAUAUAUAUAAAUAUGUAUUUAAUUUUAUUAUUUUAUUUUAUUUUUUUCUUAUGCUUUAUGAGUAUAGUAACUACUAAAUACUACUCUACUUCUUCUUAGUUUUAUUAAGUUUAAUUUAAUUUUUAUUAACAACAAAAUACUGCGCGAAUAGUCCCAUACAACAAAAAUAAAAAGCGAAAGAAACACGAGAUUUAUUUUAAAUGUUUUUAAUCUUUAAGUUUUUGAUUCUAGUAGAUUUGAAUUUUUUAAAAAUAUAUAAAUAAAAAGAAAAUAUAUGUUUUUAUAUAAAUAAAUUAA
This is a messenger RNA of Calliphora vicina (urban bluebottle blowfly), 1870 nucleotides long. RefSeq names its product transcription factor SPT20 homolog. Gene Ontology annotation, molecular function: chitin binding. Gene Ontology annotation, cellular component: extracellular region. The record is from RefSeq and is a predicted model, not a curated record. The transcript has 4 exons. The coding region runs from base 121 to 1344 and encodes 407 amino acids. NCBI's taxonomy places the organism in Eukaryota, Metazoa, Arthropoda, Insecta, Diptera, Calliphoridae.